CCUUCCCAAGAACAUGUAGAAGCUGUCCGGCGGAGAGGCGCUACAAGGUUCGUGGCAGAGCAUUCGAUCACCACGUUUUUAUUUUUAUGCAGUAACUGUAUGAUCCAGAGUGUAACGUAACGACUCCAUACCAACAGAAAACAAUGAAGGGUGUGACCUUGUUCCUUCUGAUGGCUUUGGCCUUCUGUCACGUCACAGACGGCGCAUGUCCCCUGCAGGCGGCCGGCCUUGGAUGUUUCUGUCAGAACGGCGUUGUCGACUGCAGUAAUAAACACCUCAGCACAAUCCCAGCAUUCAUCGCCACAGGAUGGAAUCAAUUCUCGAUUCUCAGACUGUCUCACAAUAAUAUCACGAUGAUUCCCAGCAAUGCCUUCACCAACAUCAACGUUACCACUAUAGAGCUCGACUACAACAACAUCAAUAAUAUUGCUAAAGACGCUUUCUCAGGUGUUUCAAGUUAUCUAACGUCACUGAACCUGGAGGGAAACAACCUCGCUGAAGCAUCCGAUGCCUUCAUAAACUUGCCGCAUAUCACAAGCCUCAACAUCCUCCAUAACCCCGUCCGAAGCGUCCCUGAUCCGGUCCUGUAUGCCAUGGGAGCAACGCUCCUGGACUUCAGCUUCGGAGAUGAUGGAUUGAACGUAUGGCCAACAACACUGAACCAUUUACAGACGCUGGGAAGUCUUAGAUUUGAAGGUUUAGCUAUGAAUAAUAUUCCGUUCGAUGCAUUCCAUGGAUUUGAACUGACGCUGAAAAAGCUUACCAUUCGGAGGACCGGUGUAUUUAGUGUCCCUCUCGCUGUGAAAGAACUUCUGUACCUGGAGGAAUUCUAUUUUGAGGACAAUAUUCAAGUUGCCGAUUCGGGCCUGAUUGAAAGUGCUUUCCGAACCAGUCAGGGCAAUGGUGCGUCUCCAAUCAAGACACUUAGUCUGAAAAAUAACAGUCUAACCACCUUUCCAACCGCGCUCAGGCAAUUUCCCAACUUGGAAAACUUCUUCAUGGACAAAAACCGACUGUGGUAUAUCAACGACGCCAUGGUAUCGUAUGUGCGAGGCUUCAUGUACAAUGUCAGCCUCAGGAGCUGCAGUCUUGACCGUAUUCCACAAGCCAUUCUCCGCAUCAGGAACCUCAGAUACCUCGACUUGUCAGACAACAACAUCAACAGUAUAUAUAGCAACGAUUUCACCUUCAGCGACGGAAACCAAACUCACGAGCACUUGGAGGUUCUGAAUCUAGCCAAAAACCCUCUGGCGUACAUAGCAAGCACUGCCUUCACGAAUCUCGUCAAACUCCGAGAGCUCAACAUUACAUCGACUGAGCUCCAGGCGAUUCCACAAGCAGUAGGCAGGGUUCCAAGCCUCCGGAAGGUUUAUGUUCAUGACACGCCGGUUGAAUGCACGUGUGACUUAAAAUGGAUACCCAGCUCUAAUGCGAGGAACGUGACCUUUGAAGGUGAAUGUGACACCAUAACACAGUCUAUCGAAAAGUACAUCAGCGACCGAGUCCCAACCUGUCCAAAUUAAACACCUGCCAUUCAUCGGAGACUUGUGUAGUUUGCUAAACUACAUUGAGGAACGCCGGAAAUCAAAUGAGUUUACAAAAGAAACGUAUUAAAACUUCACCGUUUAGGUUUUCAUUUUGAAUUCUAACUGUAUAUUUAGUCGCUUUUGUUUUAUUUUUGUAUCGUCUCGAUUCCUGUUUUUUUCCUUCAAUUUGUGGUUCCAAUUUGUCUUUCUGUGUCAAUGCUAAGGGAUAAACAUUUUCUACUUUAUAUAUCCUUUCUAAAUUCUGUUUGUAUUAUAUUUUGAAUAAGUGAUGGCCAUUUCAUUUCGACCAAAUAAAGGCAGUAGCGUGACGUCACUGCUGAUAAAACCUCCAUUGAGUGUAUAACACGGCGUUUAAGGAUCCUCGUUCCACUACAAAUAUCUAAACUAUCCACUGAAAACCGACUUUGCCAGCAUGACUAUAGCUUUGAUAAAUCAUUUGUGAAUAGAAAGCUAUACAUUGUGGCACUUUAAUGAAAAUAAUAAAGAUGAAAUAAACAUAAAAAUAAUCAAGAACAGUGUUGUAGAUUUACCCAAUACAACCCAAUACUACCCAAAACAAGUGUCGAUUUACCCAAUACGACCCAAUACAAGAGUCGAUUUGCCCAAUACUAUCGAUUAUAAAGUUAAAUGUACAAAAUACAAGUAUAGAUGUUGUGCGGACCCAGGUAUUUUUUGGCAAAGUCAUCGUUAUUUGGAAUUACUUAAUUCAAUCUAUUUCAUUUCAAAAUAUUUCAUUGAUAAUACAAACAAAGAUAAAUAGAAUUAUUACAUUAUUGUGAAUGUAAGUAUUUUAGCAGGACUAGACCGGAAUUCGAACCCUGGACCUCAGAUUGUUAUACUAUCGCUCUAACUGAGUGAACUACCUGGUCAACAGAAGUAUCAUGGCCCAACUGUGCAACAGUUAUAUCCACAACGAAAGUAAGGGGAGGUUACUGUGUAUAGGAAGGGGAGGUUACUGUGUAUAGGGAAAACCAGUGCAGUGAGACAGGGAUCCCUUACAAAAUGUUAACAUGCAUGAAAGUAUAAAUUUUUGUCACUUCAUCAAACAAAACAUGAAAAUAAUCCAAUUUUCUUUCAAAUUCGAAGCAACAUCAUGAAAAUUUCAAAUAUUAGAUCUAGACAUUUUUCCAGCUUAUUAAUAGCUAGACAUUUUUAAUAGAUUUCUUAUGUAUUAUUGACAUACAAUGUAACUUAUCUUAGAUUCCUAUGUAGUAAUAGCUUAACUCAUUCCCCCCUGAAAUUUCAUAAUAAACUAUUCCAACCUUUGAAUUGGAAGAGUUCUAAUGUGUCUUCAGGGGUGAAGGAGUUGUUAACCUGUUUUAGGUUUCCUAUGUAUUAAUGAGAUAUUGUUUGUCUUUUUUACAUAAAUGCAUUGUUUAUCUUCUGUACGUGUUACACUGUACUUAUGUUAGGUAUUUUGGGUAUUCAUUUCUUGACACUGUGUACAUAUCUUCAUUUUUUUUGCUUAAGUUGUAGGGAAAUCACUGGUGAUUCAUAUGAAAUAUGAAAUUUUAUGGAAACUGUUUUUAUUAUCACAUAUAAAUACAGAUUACCAUUGACUAUCAGUUAUUAAAUGCUUAUUCACUAUGUACUGUAUGAUUCAGAAGAAAAAAGUGAAAAAAUCGUAUAACAAAUUCCUGGGUGCACAAAAACCUCCAUGGACACUUCUUCCUUCCCCGGGCACUUAAUUGGGUGACCCUUGAUGUAAAUCCCUUUUCCUGUCUCUUGUAUUAAAAUGUUCAAUCAACAAA
Messenger RNA from Mizuhopecten yessoensis (Yesso scallop), 3298 nucleotides. RefSeq names its product leucine-rich repeat protein soc-2 homolog. The record is from RefSeq and is a predicted model, not a curated record. Lineage: Eukaryota; Metazoa; Mollusca; Bivalvia; Pectinida; Pectinidae. The transcript is spliced from 3 exons. The coding region runs from base 144 to 1523 and encodes 459 amino acids. Gene Ontology annotation, molecular function: protein binding. Gene Ontology annotation, cellular component: plasma membrane.